Linum trigynum is the source of this 2213-nucleotide messenger RNA. The record is from the annotation of a GenBank genome assembly. Lineage: Eukaryota; Viridiplantae; Streptophyta; Magnoliopsida; Malpighiales; Linaceae.
ACACAAGAUCUAUAUGCGUGGGGUAUACACACGGCUUCCUUAGAUGAUUGAAACGGGGUGAUGGUGACGACUGAAUAUGCAUGAUCUCCAAGCCAAUUGAGACAGGAACCAUUCCAGCACCAAUCACGUGCAACAAAAUCGAAAUUAGUCAACCAUACAUGCGUGGGUGAUGCGCACUACUACUAAAUUACCCACAAAGCAGAACCGGAUCAAGUGACCAUGGAUAAUUGCCCCAUCGUCGGCAACUGCGCACCGGGAACCACCUCCAUAUUGCUUGAAACCGACGAUGUAGUUGUUAAAAAGGCUCGUUCAAUUGGGCUAUAAGCCUUUUAAAAACUGCACCGUAGUGUUAAAACAAAUGUGGGCCGGAAACUAUGGAUCCAAAAUGAGAAGAUGUGGCACGUGUCCCAGCCGGAGCAAGUGGCUAAAGGUAAACGGAUGUAGAAAAUCGGGAGGAUGUUAGAGAGAGAGAGAGAGAGACAAGAGGCGGGAGCGCAAGGGAGGAGAGGGGAGAUCGGAAUUUAGGGUUUUGAAAUUCGCCGGGAAAUUGGAAGGUAUAGUGAGCGCGCGACUGAUCAUCCAUUGCAGUGGCUUCUCAAGCUUUAAAUUUUCUUUUUUUUUUUGCAUUCGUGAGCUACUGCUUUUGUGUAGAGGAAAACAAAAACCAAAGGGGGAAAAAUGCCAGCGGAAUUGGUGAGUUUGAUUUGGUAUUUGAUGAUGUCUGUUUGUGAGAAAGAGGUGUGCUUGUCAUGUGCAGGGAGCGGCGAGGAAGAAGAAGAGUGGUGUGUGAGAGAUUGUAGAGAGAGAGUGUUUGUUGUGAUUCUACGAGAGCGAUACCAAUUACAUCCAUUAGCACCAAUCCUUCGAGUGUGAUAAGAGUGUUUUUUUGCCAUCCUAAGCUUCCAAUUCUUCGUAAUUUCCUGAUGGAGCGGAAGCUUGUGGUUCUGGGUAUUCCAUGGGAAGUGGAUACCGAUGGUUUGAGGGACUAUAUGAGCAAGUUCGGGGAUUUGGAGGACUGCAUUGUCAUGAAGGAGCGGUCUUCGGGUCGAUCUCGUGGUUUUGGCUAUGUCACCUUUGCGUCGAUGGAAGAUGCCAAGAACGCAUUAGAGAGUGAACACUACAUGGGGAAAAGAAUGUUGGAAGUUAAAGUGGCAACACCAAAGGAGGAGAUGCGAGCCCCUUCCAAGAAGGCAACGAGAAUUUUUGUUGCUCGGAUCCCACCAUCUGCAACAGAAGGAGCUUUCCGUAGUCAUUUUGAGAGAUAUGGUGACAUAAUAGACUUGUACAUGCCAAAGGAUCACAGUUCAAAAACCCAUCGUGGAAUUGGGUUCAUCACAUUUGCUAGCUCAGAAUCCGUGGAUAGUUUGAUGGUGGACACACAUGAAUUGGGUGGUUCCACAAUUGUUGUUGACCGAGCAACACCUAAGGAAGAUGAUUUCAGGCCGGCAGGAAGAGUGCCAGCAGCAGCGCAUGGUGGCUACGGUGCAUAUAAUGCUUAUAUUUCUGCUGCAACUAGAUAUGCAGCCCUUGGUGCUCCUACCUUGUAUGACCAUCCAGGCCCGCUCUAUGGAAGAGCGGAACCACCAUCUAGGGGAGUUGGGAAAAAGAUAUUUGUUGGAAGGCUUCCUCAAGAGGCAACUGCUGAAGAUCUGCGUCUAUAUUUUGGCAGAUUUGGCCAUAUAAUGGAUGUUUACGUCCCAAAGGACCCUAAGAGAAGCGGUCAUAGAGGUUUCGGGUUUGUCACCUUUUCUGAAGACGGUGUGGCAGAUCGUGUAUCACGAAGGUCUCAUGAGAUUUGUGGGCAUCAGGUCGCUAUUGAUUCUGCUACUCCACUUGACGAUGCCGGUCCCAGUACAAGCUAUGUGAUGCCUGGAGCUGAAGUUCUGGGUGGUUAUGGUGGUCCUAUGCGCAGCUUUGGUAGAAUGUAUGGAAACCUGAGCUUUGAAGAUAUGGGGUGGGGGUACGGCAUGGGUGCUGGAAGACAGUCGUCAAGAGCAGAUUGGAGGUUCAGACCAUAUUAAAGUCCCGGCAUCCCUGAGCAAAACUUCAUGUGCUUCAUUGAUUAGAGUUUACUCAGAAGGCAAAAUAAUAGCAUGAUGAAUCCCAUUAGAUUGAUCUCUUGUGCUUGUAUUUGAUUUCUUUCGGAUAGGCGAUUAAUGUUGACCAUGGACAUGAUCGAAUCUUUCUGACUUCAAUAAUGUACAUUAUAUGAC